Messenger RNA from Armigeres subalbatus, 323 nucleotides. RefSeq lists its product as uncharacterized. Lineage: Eukaryota; Metazoa; Arthropoda; Insecta; Diptera; Culicidae. The record is from RefSeq and is a predicted model, not a curated record. The transcript is spliced from 2 exons. Bases 1 to 312 code for a protein of 103 amino acids.
AUGGCAAGGAACAGUCGCCAGAUCGUUGGUGCAGUCAUCUCAUCUCCGCCUUCACCUUCCGAAUCGGUCAGUGGCGAGGGAGCAGGACUGUUCGUAUUGGAUUCGUGCUCGAGCUUUAUCAUUGUCGUUGACGAUCUGAGGGAUGAUUAUUCGUCACGGAGGAAAAGAAGAAGCGUAUUGACAUAUCCUGUUCAAGCCCUGUUGCCCCGCGAACAGCAUAUGGUCCCUCCCGAAUGUGUACAGAUUGUCGUUCUCCGCCGCCGAAAGGAUUUGAAGUUUUCCCCCUCCAAGGAACAAAUCAAUUCAACGUGAAUAAAAACAUA